Molecule: messenger RNA, 3285 nt
Organism: Carassius carassius (crucian carp)
Lineage: Eukaryota; Metazoa; Chordata; Actinopteri; Cypriniformes; Cyprinidae
Product: xylosyl- and glucuronyltransferase LARGE2s-like
Exons: 16
Coding region: 771-3023 (750 amino acids)
Biological process (GO): protein O-linked glycosylation via mannose
Molecular function (GO): xylosyltransferase activity; glucuronosyltransferase activity
Source: RefSeq, a predicted model, not a curated record
CACAACGGCGAGAGAUUAACACUGUUCACAAACCCAGAGACAUGAGGAAAAUGGAAGAGGACCUCGAAUGUGUCUGUGCGAGAAACAGAAAGCUGAUUUAGGACUGCUCUGCACUGGUUUCUUCUUCUAGGAGUGCCUCAGGGUAAGGACUCACUGUCCCUUGACUGUCUCUUUUAGGACUCCCUCUGAUCCUUUGAGGCAUGGACUACAUAUCAUUUCAGCCUUUCUGGGACUCUUCCUCUAAGAUUUCGGAGCGUCUUCUUUCACCCCGUUUCUAAAAGAGUGAGAGAUAUUUGUGUCUCGCACUGAUUCUAUCAGACUUGAAGGGUUUCAUUCGAGAGUUCCUUCAGUCUUUUCUGCCUUUCUCUCUCUCUGUCUUUGUGAUCAUGCACUGAAAUCAUCAGUUCAUAAAUUGAGGGCACACCUGUCUCUCAAAUUCACUCACUUGUGUGGAUCUAACCAGAACUCUGCAGCUGGAAUUUUGCGAUGGAUAUUGCAAUGGAUUUUGGGAUUGCCGAAUUUUUUGUUUAACGCUGAACCUGCCGCACAAGACAAGGUGAAAAGGGGUAAGAACUUUUGUUUCACGGAGGUUGAAAGUAAAGGUUUUCCAGUGAUUACUUAGUCUGGGUCAGCAAACACGUCUCUUCUGCAUCAUAGAGCUUCCAAGACACAUUCUGAAGAGAGGAUGCUGCAGGAGACCAGCAUUAGAGCAAGUCCAACCUGAUCGCUCCAUCCCCGCCCUCCCAAGCCAAGUCCUCCACAAUCCCAGGAUGCUCUGCCCCUGCCGAGGGAAGCUGAAGUUGCUGGUGGUGUCUCUGAGUUUCGUCAUCCUGUUCACCUGGCUUUACCUGCUCGUGGGGAACUCAGAAAACGGGCGUUCCCUGCUCCUUUCCGCAUGCUUGCUGGAAUCCACAGAAGCACGGCUGCUGGAACGGGACGUCCUGGCAUCGCGGGUUCGAGAGGUGGAGGAAGAGAACCGGCAGAUCCGCCUCCAGCUGAGCCAAUCGCAGGGCCUGGCUGCCCAGCCUGCCGAGGGUAACUAUGGCAACCAGCAGUGGGUGGCAUCGGCAGACACCGGUCCAGAAGAUGUGGAGAACACAGCCGAGGAACGGGCCAAUCACAGCGAGUGUUCUCGCUCGCCCACUGCCGAGAAGUGUGAGUUGAUUCACGUGGCAUGUGUGUGUGCGGGUCACAAUGCCAGUCGGGACGUGGUCACUCUGGUCAAAUCCAUCCUGUUCCACAGGAGAAACCCACUACACUUUCAUUUCAUCACAGAUACAGUGGCCAAUCAGAUCCUCAGCACUCUGUUCCAGUCGUGGAUGGUACCGUCUGUGCAAGUCAGCUUCUAUGACGCUGAUGAACUCAAAUCAGAGGUGUCUUGGAUACCAAACAAACACUAUUCAGGAAUUUAUGGCCUGAUGAAGCUCACUCUCACCAAAGCUCUGCCGACUAACCUUUCAAAGGUCAUCGUCCUCGAUACAGACAUCACCUUUGCCACUGACAUCGCCGAGCUGUGGGCCAUCUUCCGGAAGUUCACAGAGAAACAGGUGAUUGGUCUGGUGGAGAAUCAGAGCGAUUGGUACCUCGGUAAUCUGUGGAAAAAUCACAAACCCUGGCCAGCCCUCGGACGAGGCUUUAACACAGGUGUGAUUUUACUCUACCUUGAGAGACUGCGGCGCAUCAGCUGGGAACAGAUGUGGAGACUGACAGCCGAGAGAGAGCUGAUGAGCAUGCUUUCAACAUCCCUGGCAGACCAGGACAUAUUCAAUGCAUUCAUAAAACAGAACCCAGUUCUGGUGCAUCAGCUACCGUGCUUCUGGAACGUACAGUUAUCGGAUCACACACGCUCUGAACAGUGCUACACCGAGGUGUCAGAUCUAAAGGUCAUUCACUGGAACUCUCCUAAAAAGCUGAGGGUAAAAAACAAGCACGUGGAGUUUUUCCGUAAUCUUUACUUGACGUUUCUGGAGUACGACGGGAAUCUUCUGCGACGGGAACUCUUUGGCUGUCCCAAUCAGGCCAGCUCUGAGAGCACAGUGCUUCAACAAGCACUAGAGGAGUUAGAUGAGGACGACCAGUGCUAUGAUUUCCGGAGGGAGCGAAUCAUGGUGCACAGGGUGCAUCUGUACUUCCUGCAGUAUGACUACACACCUACAGAUGACGGCACGGACAUCACACUAGUCGCACAGCUCUCCAUGGACAGACUGCAGAUGCUGGAGGCCAUCUGUAAGCACUGGGAGGGCCCCAUUAGUUUGGCCCUAUACAUGUCUGAUGCCGAGGCCCAACAGUUCCUGCGUUACGCUCAGGCAUCUGAAGUCCUCAAGAACCGCAAUAAUGUAGGCUAUCAUAUCGUUUAUAAGGAGGGUCAGUUCUAUCCUGUCAAUCUGGUACGCAAUGUGGCACUCCGCAACGUCAACACACCCUACGUUUUUCUGACUGAUGUGGAUUUUCUGCCCAUGUACGGCCUCUACGAUUACCUCCGAAAAACUAUAGUCCAGCUGGACAUGGCCAAUACCAAGAAGGCUCUGGUUGUGCCCGCCUUUGAGACACUGAGAUAUCGCCUCUCCUUCCCCAAAUCCAAGGCCGAGCUUCUGUCUAUGCUGGACAUGGGGACUCUCUACACCUUCAGGUAUCACGUCUGGACAAAGGGUCAUGCGCCAACCAAUUAUGCCAAGUGGAGAACAGCCACAACACCAUACAAGGUGGAGUGGGAGGCAGAUUUUGAGCCGUAUGUUGUGGUGCGACGAGACUGUCCUGAGUAUGACCAGAGAUUUGUUGGCUUUGGCUGGAACAAAGUAUCCCAUAUCAUGGAGCUUGAUGCUCAGGAGUACGAUCUUAUUGUGUUACCAAAUGCCUUCAUGAUCCACAUGCCCCACGCGCCCAGCUUCGACAUCUCAAAGUUUCGCUCCAGUCCGAGUUACCGCUACUGCUUGACGACUCUGAAGGACGAGUUCCACCAAGACCUUUCUCGAAAGUACGGUUCUGCUGCUCUCAAGUACCUCACAGCACAGAGGAACAUCUGAAAACUGUUUCAAAUGUACUUUAGCACACAGGAGAACGGCUCGAUCUAGUCAUUUGAGGAUCAACAGUCAACAUGCUGCUCUGCUAUAUAUGUGUCCAGAGGAACGAAGCUGAAGCCCACGUCUCUGCUGAAGACUCUGAAAUCAAAGCUUUAAUUCUUCUUUUUGAAAAGUCAUAAUGCAGAGGACCGUGAAAACCAAUGACAUCAGCAACACACCCAUCAGACAUUGGUGGCGAAAACUCGACCAAACAUGCUUGAACUGU